GGAAAUGGACUCAACUAUUAGGUAGCAAAAUUCUCGAAGAGAGAAAGACAGAGCCAAAGCAAAGUGAAGAACAGAAGAGAAUGGAGGAGGGGGUGAAAGGGAAAAGAAACGACAGAUGGGAUGCAGCCAUCGCCAAUCUCACGGAAACUUCUGGAAAUCUGGAAUCCCUUCAAAAGAUUCUUCUCAAAAAAGCGGUGUUUGUUGAUGAAGAUACCUACAACAAAGCGUCUCUUGCUUCCCACCAGUCUCGCACCAUCAAGGUUCUUGAGCAAAGAGUGGAGACUUUAGAACGGGAGCUUGAUUCUGCUAUCACAGCUGCUGCUCAUGCUCGAUCAGAAAAGAGACAAGCCGAGGCUGCUCAAAAGGCAGCUGAAUUACGCACACAAGAAAUCACAAAGGAACUUGAGAACACAUCAAGAGUAUUUGAACUGCAUAUGCAAGAACUGCGUGCGAAACAGGAGGAGAUCAACAAGAGGGACAGUGAUAUCAAACUUUUGGAAGCCAUAAUUCAAACACUUGGUGGCAAGAGUCCAAUUCAACGACCUACUCGAAGCUCUUCCUAGAGUUACCACUCUUUUUUCUUUUUGUUGAUAGGUUACUGUAACUUCUAACUUUGUUGUUUAUCUCAACUUCACCCUUUCUUUUCUGUGUGUAAGUAACUAAGUAUGUAACCCUCUUCCACUUGUACAAAAGAAAGUUUAAAACAAAAAGCUAUAUUGAUUGAUUUUAGAACAGCCUUU
Molecule: messenger RNA, 740 nt
Organism: Spinacia oleracea (spinach)
Lineage: Eukaryota; Viridiplantae; Streptophyta; Magnoliopsida; Caryophyllales; Amaranthaceae
Exons: 3
Coding region: 81-563 (160 amino acids)
Source: RefSeq, a predicted model, not a curated record